This is a messenger RNA of Parus major (Great Tit), 2725 nucleotides long. RefSeq names its product angel homolog 2 (gene ANGEL2). Bases 197 to 1888 code for a protein of 563 amino acids. The transcript is spliced from 9 exons. Gene Ontology annotation, molecular function: mRNA 3'-UTR binding; 3'-5'-RNA exonuclease activity. Gene Ontology annotation, biological process: 3'-UTR-mediated mRNA stabilization. The record is from RefSeq and is a predicted model, not a curated record. NCBI's taxonomy places the organism in Eukaryota, Metazoa, Chordata, Aves, Passeriformes, Paridae.
GGGCCCGGCCCUUGGACUACAAGUCCCAGGAGCGAGCGGGAGGGCGCGGCGGCCGCUGCCCGUGCGGGUAUGAGGCGGCAGCGGGGCGGCCGGAGCGCGGCGGCCGGAGCUGGCGGUGCCCUGGGCUGACCCCCUCGGGGGGCGCCGGGGCUGCGCGGGGCCGGUAGCGGGGCCCGGGCCCGCCGGGAGACACUCCAUGCUGCCCCGCCAUGUGCAGAGGCUGGGCAGAGACUGGAUCACCCACUGGAAUGGCUCGCAGAUACUCGCCUUCAACAGCCCAGUUUCCAGCAGUAUGAGAUGGGCCGGACACUAUCCUCCAUGGGCCUCGUUUCCACUCCCUAUUUCAGCUGAUUUUUCAGCAAACUGGAGAUUCCCUCCAUUUUUUGGACCUUGGAGACAAUUUCAGAACUCCAAUUGGCACCUUGAUAACUACACACAAAGUUGUUGCUUUCACCUACCCAGCCCCAGUAUGAAAUCUGAGGGAGAAGAACCAUUGACAAAGAAGAGAAGACUCAGUGCCCAGGAUGAUACUUCAGGUCCUGAACAACAAACAAACUUGUCUAGUCAGAAGGAGGUAUCUUGCCUUUCUGUAGCACAGAAUGAAGAAAUACAUGGCAGCAAGAAAGGAACCAUCAAAAGACACUGGGAAUAUUUCUGUCAGCAGAGUAAAACAAUGAAAAUCGCUAAAAAUAAAGGAUCUGACCAAAGCAGUAUAGGAAGUGAGGCAACAUUUGAUUUUACAGUCAUGUCCUACAAUAUUCUCUCACAGAAUUUGUUAGAAGACAACUGUCACCUGUACAAACACUGCAGGCAGCGACUGCUAUUCUGGACAUACAGAUUUCCCAAUAUCCUACAAGAAAUCAAAGAGCUGGAUGCAGAUGUGCUCUGCUUACAAGAAGUCCAAGAAGACCACUAUAGAGCAGAGAUCAAGUCAAGUUUGGAAUCACUGGGAUAUCACUGUGAGUAUAAAAUGAGGACAGGCAGAAAACCUGAUGGCUGUGCCAUUUGUUUCAAAACUUCCAAAUUUAGCCUGAUUUCCUCAAACCCUGUGGAAUUUUUUCGCCGUGAUAUCCCACUCUUGGACAGGGACAACGUUGGACUGGUGUUGCUGCUGCAGCCGAGAUUUCACUGUAAAGCCAAUGCUGCCAUCUGUAUUGCCAAUACACACCUGCUGUACAACCCAAGGAGAGGGGACAUCAAACUGACCCAGCUUGCAAUGCUCCUGGCAGAGAUUGCCAGUGUUGCCUCUCAGAAGGAUGGCUCCUUCUGCCCAAUUAUUAUCUGUGGGGACUUCAAUUCUGUUCCUGGCUCUCCACUGUACAAAUUUAUAAAGGAAGGAAAGUUAAAUUAUGAAGGACUUGCUAUAGGGAAGGUCUCUGGACAAGAACAGUUUCCAAGGGGACAGAGAAUCUUAUCUAUUCCAAUUUGGCCAAAAAAAUUAGGUAUUUCACAAAACUGUGUAUAUGAAGUAAAACAGCAACAAAAGGAAGAAAGUGCAGGAGAAAAAUUGGAAGCAGCAAAACCAGACAACACUCAGGAGAUUGUAAUAGCAUCUGAAAAGUUGUCUUCAAAAUUGCAGCACCAUUUUAAAUUGUCUUCAGUCUAUUCCCAUUACUUCCCUGAAACUGGGAUACCAGAAGUGACAACUUGUCAUUCCCGAAGUGCUGUCACCGUGGAUUAUAUUUUCUAUUCUGCAGCAAAUGAUAAUACUGCUACCCAUACUUACCAGCCAGGAGCAGAGGAUUCUUUUUGUGGAGGCCUGAAACUUCUUGGCAGGCUGGCACUUCUAACAGAGAAAGAUCUUUGGACUGUUAAUGGUCUUCCCAAUGAAAAGAACUCUUCUGACCACCUGCCACUGCUAGCAGAGUUCAGGCUUAUUGAACGGUAAUAUCCAAAGGACUUUUGGUGUAGGUAAAGUUCCCUUUACUUUCUCUCUUCAUGGGAUGAUUAUUGUUAUUUUUUUAAAAGGGUAAUUGAAGCACUGCUGGUCCGGUUUAAAUAAGUUUGCCUGCAUGCUGAUUCGUUAGUGUUAAGUAGACUUUCUAAUGGGACUUUGCUUUUUUAAAAAAAAAAACCAAAAACCUGUUUAAUUUACAUUAUGAAGUCUUUUAGGGAGAAAAAGAGAAGAUUUUACAUUAGCUGCCUCUUUGAUAAAGGAAAACAUCUGUGCCAGACUCAAAAUGGCAUUGUUUUUCAUGGAUAUGUUGUAAAUUAUUUUUAUUGUAAAUCACAGUAAAAACGACUAUUCUGAGAACUGUGUGUUUCUUCAAGCAAAAGGGAAUGUGUUUGUGUGCCUGCAGCAUUUUAUAAUGAGUUGCAAAUAAUGUUUUACUACAAAUGUGCUCUGUGGACACUUCCAUCUUAACACUUCUUCAAAGGAAUUUACUCAGUGUUCUUGGUGCAGAGGCCACAAGAUUGAACUUUCAAAGGAAGAAAGGCAUAUAGGCAAAUAUUUGUGCUCUAAGAAUUUGCUGCUUAAAAUUGUAAGGGCUUAAAUAGAGGUAGCAUUCACUGAAAUAUUUUUUAAAAUAUCUGAAAUAAAGCUAAGCUUCAUGAACACAUCAAUUAAGGAAACUUAAUUGAUCUAUUGUAGGAGGAAAAGAAAAUAUUAGCCCUUGACAUCUUGGGGUUCUAUACAUAUUGAACAACUGAUGACAGGGUGGGGUGUUUUCCAUAUUGUUAUUAAAAAUGUCAGAUCCUGAGGUAUUAAAUGAUCAAGAUUUUA